Messenger RNA from Owenia fusiformis, 2906 nucleotides. NCBI's taxonomy places the organism in Eukaryota, Metazoa, Annelida, Polychaeta, Sabellida, Oweniidae. The record is from the annotation of a GenBank genome assembly.
AGGAUGCAGAUCUAGGUGCAUUGAGAUUGGCUGUUUUGGCUUCUAUGAAAGCUAAGAAGAAAGAGACAGUUGAACAAGAAGAUGAUGAUGACUUGGCAGCUCUCAGGGAAGCUGCUCUUAAGUCAAAGAAAGAAAAAGAGAAAUCUCUGUCCAAAGAGACCAAUUUAAUUGGCGCUCAUAAUCCUUCACCUCGUCCAAGUGAGGUUUCACCCCAAUCUCGUGAAGCUUCACCCCACUCGCGGGAACCUUCACCUCGACCUCGUAGAUAUGCUCCAACAGGUCGUCCUGGCAUUCCUAUAGUCCCACCUCCUGGGGAGGAUUAUCGCCCACCUCCAUCUCGCUCGGGGCCUGGCCCUGUAUUGAGACAGGAAAAUAAGCCCCACUAUAGACAGGAAGUGACGCCACGUCAUGGGCCUCCCUACAGGCAGGACAUGGCAGCACGCCAACCCCCUCCAUACAGACGAGAAGUGCCAUCACGCUCAGGUUUUAAACAGGAACUGCCAUCACGCCAAGGUCCUGCUUACAGAAGAGGAGUGCCAUCACGUAAAGUUCCUCCCCAUAGACAAGAAAAUACAUCACGCCCAGAAACAAACUUCAAACAGGAUGUGAAGCCACAUUCUCCUUUGAGGUCACAGCCAGCUACAAAACAGCCAAACCCAGUCCUUAAACAGCAAGCAACAUCAUUAAGAGAUGACAAAGCCAAACCAGCACUAAUACGUCCACAAGAUAAAUGGCUAGAGGACACAGUGGGUUCAUCUCAAUCGCCGCAAAAAACUAAAGUGAAGAGUAAAUUUGACCGCUUUGAAUCAAGUUCUGACAGUGAUAGUUCCUCUGACAGUUCAAGUGACUCCGAUGACAAUGCUUUACCAGUGAAACCUGACACUAGUGAGUCCGAGCAUUCAGAUAAUGACAAGAAAGCAGAACCUGAAGUAGAGGGUGAUACAAACAAUGCACGUGAUGAUACUCUUGAUGAUAGUCUCAAUAUAGAUGGUGUAUUGAACUUACUGGAUAAUUCAUUAAAUUCUAUUUUUAACUUAGAUAAUCCAGUGAAAGAUUUAAAAGACAGUGUUGAAGUUAAAAAAGAUACUGAUGUUAAAAAAGACAGUGAUUCUGAUUGGUCAGAAUCUGGACGCUUAAAGUCUAAAAAAUCAUCAAAUGACUCUGGAGCAUUGGCCAACAAGACCGAUCCUCAGACAAACAUAGCAGAUAAGGAAAAAAUUAAAAAAUUGAAGAAAAAGAGGAAAAAGAAAGACAAGAAAAAACAUAAAAAAGAAAUAGACAGUCUCGAUCAAGAUUCUAUUAAAGAGGAUCCUAGUAUUAUAGCAAACCAAUCUAAGGAGGCCUCACUAAGUUCCCUCCAUGAUGGUAAUGAACCAAAAGCAUUACUUGCCAAACGUAAAAGAACUGAAUGGGAUACUAGUUCAGAUGAUGAUCUGAACAAACACACUCAUAUAAAAGCAAGUGACAAAAAAGCAAGUGACAAAUAUAAUGGAAGUAAAAAUCCUAAUAUUCUUGAAGAUAGUGAUAGUGAUUCUGAAUCGGAAUCUAGCCGAUUUAAACAAGUUAAUAAGAAUCCAUCUCAACAUAUAAAAAUUGGAUAUAUUAAUAACAAAAUCAACUUGAAGAAAGGUGCAGGUUUUAAGGCAAUAGACAGUAGCUUAGACAAUGUGUUGCAAGACACCAACAGAAGAGGAGGAAGGAGAGAAAGAGGAGGGCGUACAAGGGAUAGAGUUAGGGGAGGGGGGAGACAGACCAAUGUAUUACCCAAUGUGAAUGUUGAUCCUGAAUGGGAUGCAAGAUCAUAUGCUCCUGAUGGUAACAAGAUUGGAUAUGCUCCUUGUAGUAAUAGGAAGACUGAACAAUGGGAGUCAGAAUCUGACACUGAGGACAAUGCUACCAGCAAGUUAAGUGCUGUAUCCUCUGUCUUGAAGCGUAACAGCCAACAGCCACAUUCAAGUGGAUCGCGAGACUGUAGCCCCUUAAGACCAGUGUUAAGACAGAGAGGUGGGGGAGGCAGGGAGAGAGGGAGAUCCCUGUCUCCCAGUAGGAAUAUAAGAUCCAGACUGGGACCAUCUGAAGGUUCCCCUCAUAGGUCACCAUCUAGCAAUCUACCUGAUAUGAAAGAUUCACCUUCAAAAAUUUCCAUAAGAUCUCGAUUAGGAAUUGAAACUAAAUCCUCAAAAAUCUCACUGAAUAAAACCUCAGAUAAGGCAGGGUCUCAGGAAAAAAGUGCACCUAAAAUAACAUUUGUGUCUUCAUCUGAAUCAAAAGAUAAACAUUUAAGUCAGGAUAAACAUGUUGUUCAAACUGACAGUGAAAGUGAUGAUCAAUCAGAUGCAAGAACAUUGAUUCAGAAACUGAAAACUAAAAAUAAAAAGCAUAAAAGCAGAUCUAAGUCAAAAUCUCGGAGUACUAGUCCAACCAUUCAAAUCACAUUUAACAGAGAUGCUGGUAAUUCAAGCAGCAAAAAGUCCGUGAAAUCUCGCUUGGGGCGCUCCAUUCACGAACGUCUGGGCCUUCCUAUUAUGAAGCAAGAUAGUGACUCUCUAUUGGACAACUUGCAUAAGAAAAAUAAAAAGCACAUUGAUAUCAACUUGCAAUAUAACUCAAACAAUGACUAUAGUAAAAUUGAGAAGCGGGAUAGGGAACAAGGAAAUGAGGAAACUGCUCCGAAAAGGUUGAAAUUAUCUAAUUCCAGUCGUCUUAGGAAACGAAGAACAUCAGAUGACAGGAGAUCAAGAUCUCCGUCUCCUCCUGGUGAGGAACUUGAGAACAGAAUCCGCAAGAUCAAAGUGAAGAAUGAAGCAAUUAUGAGACGAAAACUGGAGAUUGACGAAGACAGAAAAAGAUAUGGCAAAUAGUGAACUAAUUGGAAGACGUCAUCCAGUAAGGCUGAAAUCAUGGAA